Molecule: messenger RNA, 581 nt
Organism: Guyanagaster necrorhizus
Lineage: Eukaryota; Fungi; Basidiomycota; Agaricomycetes; Agaricales; Physalacriaceae
Exons: 2
Coding region: 346-531 (61 amino acids)
Source: RefSeq, a predicted model, not a curated record
CCUUCACUAUUCUAGGUGUACAUCCUUUGACCGACUUAUUUCGUAGAAUCCUCGUGUACAUGCAACUCUUCCAAAAGGUUAUCGUUUACUUGUGGUGCCCAGGGCAUUGACGAAGUCAUAGCUCGCGCAUAUGCUGCGGAAGGAUCGACCGUAACCUCCCUCGAUGUGAACGAUCAACUCGGACAAAGUGUCGCCCACGACGUGUCAUCCACCAGACCAGGCACAGUCGCAUAUGCCCAUCUGGAUAUCAAUGACUGGCGUGGCCAAGUCGAUGCAGUCUUCAAGAGGCUGCCACCAAGAUGAGCGGACUCACAAACGGUGUUGGCAUACAGAAGCCUGUGCCCGAUGUACCCUCAAACAUCCUCGAGCACAUAUACAAAGUCAACGUCUUUGGCGCCAUACGGUGUUGCGUAUGCGAUCGUUCGCGAACAAGGCGGUGGCGCCAUCAUUAACUUAAGGUCAGAUGCGGGCGCUGUUCAUACUCGGACGCGCAGCGUGGCGCCGGAGUGGAGCCUAGCUGGUCUUUUCUGAUUGCUGACUGCGCUCACCUCAAUUACAAGUAGUACAUUGGAACGAUGAGG